Molecule: messenger RNA, 1488 nt
Organism: Fopius arisanus
Lineage: Eukaryota; Metazoa; Arthropoda; Insecta; Hymenoptera; Braconidae
Gene: ClpP
Product: Caseinolytic protease proteolytic subunit
Exons: 4
Coding region: 525-1220 (231 amino acids)
Biological process (GO): protein quality control for misfolded or incompletely synthesized proteins
Cellular component (GO): endopeptidase Clp complex
Molecular function (GO): serine-type endopeptidase activity; ATP-dependent peptidase activity; ATPase binding
Source: RefSeq, a predicted model, not a curated record
CUCCCCUUCUGAAGGUCCAAAACUCCAACAAAAUCGUCGAUGAUAACUUGACGAUGACUUAAACUCGCACUCAAAUGAUCACUUAGUCCUCGAGGGACAGUUUUAAUUCUGCAAUUACAAUUGUUAUUGUUUUAAACAGUGAAAACUCCAAAACCCUGCAAAUUACCGCAGAGCCGGAGUCCACAAUCGAGUAAAUUCCUCGAAAAGACCGAACAAAACCCACGUGACAUCAUUUUGAAGCACAAGAGGCAGCACAGUUGAUGAAAAUAAAGUAAAAGUUGAAAUUUCAGUCAGUGACCGAGAAAAUAAUCAAUCGGUUGUCGAGACAGGUUGAGAAACGUCACACUUGUUGAUGUUUGAUCAGAUCUUCUCGUUUUUAUCCUCUAGUUCUGUGGACUGCUCUUGAGAGUUCACGAGAUCGAUUGCUCGUCCGGUUUUUUUACUGUCAAUCAUCGAGAAGUGAAAACGAAAACAACAAGUCGAUUCGAGAAAAUUCAAGGGAAAAUUCGUUAUCUGCAGGCAAUAUGUUAAUCAGGAGAGUCUGCAAUUUAUUGGGAUCAGCUGGGCAUCGACAUGUCAUCGCUAGAAAUUUGAACCUCGUUCCCAUCGUCGUAGAACAAACUGGAAGAGGAGAAAGAGCUUAUGACAUAUAUUCUAGACUUUUAAAGGAGAGAAUUAUUUGUUUGAUGGGACCAAUCACAGAUGACAUUUCAUCCCUGGUAGUUGCUCAACUCUUGUUCCUGCAAUCUGAGAGCAGUAAAAAACCAAUUCAUCUGUACAUAAAUUCCCCUGGAGGCAGUGUAACAGCAGGCCUUGGAAUUUAUGAUACAAUGCAGUAUGUGCUACCACCGGUUGCAACUUGGUGUGUUGGGCAAGCUUGCUCUAUGGCAAGUUUACUUCUAGCUGCUGGUGCUCCUGGAAUGCGUCAUUCAUUGCCCAAUGCCAGGAUUAUGAUACAUCAGCCAUCCGGUGGAGUUCAAGGACAGGCUACGGAUAUUCAAAUACAGGCGGAGGAAAUUUUGAAACUCAAGAAACAGAUCAAUCAGCUUUAUGUCAAGCACACUGGACUCGAGCUGCUUAGGAUAGAAAACAGUAUGGAGCGAGACAAGUUCAUGUCCCCAAUCGAUGCCAAAGAAUUUGGAAUCAUCGAUAAAAUCCUGGAGCAUCCACUGCAAGAGAAAGACGAAAUUGACUCGACGAGGACGACAGCACAACCAUAAAUAUUGAAAAGUCAAUAAAAUUAAAGGUGAAAAAGAUUAUUGCAAAUUGUUAAUGUUUAAUAAUAAAAUAUUUAAUCGUAAUAAAUGUUAUAAACUAUUCUGUAUUUCGUAGUUGAACUCAUUCCAGAUACAGUUGAUCAAAUAUUGUGCUUUUUUCAGUUGAACAAGUCUCACUUUUUUCAUAUUAUCUUGCUCCAUCGAAAAAUAAUAUACAUAAUAUUUAUCACGUGCGAUUACGUUUGGCAGUAGAAUAAUACGUUAACUGGAA